CAAAUCCGACGAGGAUGCGCACAUCACGCCACAAUCAUCAUCGUCACUCACAUGCUGCUGAAGCCGGUAGUUAUCGCAAACGUGGCGGCAAUUUAGUCCGUAGACAUUAAUUACUACGUAUCAUUUGUGUUGUUAACAAUUGGACGCUUCUUCCUUGUCUCUCUUUUAUACGCCUACCGCUCCAGGAAACGCAUCCAAAGCGACCUGGCAUGCAGUGAAAUCGUUCAUAUCACAAGGAAAGCGUUCAUUUGUCACAAUGGUGGCAGGUGAGUUUCUCCAGGAGCAGCAUGUUCUGCCCGACAGCGCGCCUGAAGGAAACACAGACGAGGACAGCGGCUACAAGGAGCUCUCCAACGGGUCGGUCCACAUCACGCUGGACCCGAAGGUGCAGGAGCAGGAGCUUCCACCGCCGGAUGAAAAAGAGGCGAUGCUACCCACUGAGCAGAGGACUGAUGCGCUGGAGACCAGACUCUACUGGAGGCGCUUUGCGGUUCUCGCGGUGUUCAGCCUUUAUUCGCUCGUCAACGCCUUCCAGUGGAUACAGUACAGCAUCAUUACGAACAUUUUCAUGGACUAUUAUGGUGUAACAAGCAUCGCGAUCGACUGGCUCUCCGUGGUCUAUAUGGUCGCGUACGUGCCUUUAAUCUUCCCCGCGACGUGGCUGUUGGAUAAGAAGGGGCUGCGGGUGACUGCGCUUCUUGGGGCCGGGUUGAAUGCCCUGGGCGCGUGGGUGAAGUGCGCCAGCGUGGGACCCGGCCUGUUCUGGGUCACCAUGACCGCGCAGAUAAUAUGCUCAGUGGCACAGGUGUUCAUCCUUGGCCUUCCCUCCAGAAUCGCGUCGGUUUGGUUCGGCCCGAGAGAAGUUUCCACGGCCUGUGCCACUGCUGUAUUGGGCAACCAGCUUGGUGUAGCCAUAGGAUUCCUCCUCCCCCCUGUACUGGUUCCCAACACCGCAGACGACAAAGAUCUCAUGGGCCACAACAUCAGCAUUAUGUUCUACGGGACAGCGGCAGUUUCAACUCUGCUCUUCUUUCUAACAAUAUUUGUCAUUAAGGACAGACCUCCACUACCACCCAGCAAAGCCCAAGCUGUUCUUUCCACUGGUCCAGCCGAAGACUAUUCAUACAAGAAGUCAAUCAUUAACCUCUUCCGAAACAAGCCCUUCAUUCUGCUCCUCAUCAGCUACGGUAUCAUGACCGGAUCGUUCUACUCUGUCUCUACACUUCUCAAUCAAAUGAUUAUUACUCACUACAAGGGUGAGGAGCUAAACACAGGCAGAAUCGGCUUGACCUUGGUGGUGGCAGGAAUGUUUGGCUCCAUACUUUGUGGAAUCUGGCUGGAUCGUACUAAAACCUAUAAAUUGACAACACUAAUCGUCUAUGUCCUGUCCUUCAUUGGAAUGGUGGUCUUCACAUUCACACUGAACUUGCAUCUGCUUGUCAUCUUCUUCACUGCUGGAGUCUUAGGGUUUUUUAUGACUGGUUACCUUCCGAUUGGGUUUGAGUUUGGUGUUGAAAUCACAUACCCCGAGUCUGAGGGCACAUCAUCUGGUCUUCUGAAUGCAUUUGCACAGGUGUUCGGUAUCAUUUUUACUCUCAUCCAAGGGAAGCUCACAACAGAUUACAACCCACUCAGCGGAAACAUUUUCUUGUGUGCCUGGAUCCUGCUUGGGAUCGUGCUGACAGCUCUGAUUAAAUCAGACCUCAAAAGACAUGACGUCAAUGUGGGCAAUAUUAACAAAGGACAAGCAGUUCCCACUGAACUGCCUUCUGACAAAGAUUCCAGCGACGUCAAGAUGGAGUCUUCAGGUUUACCUCACGAGACCUCAAUUUAAGUCUUUAACGUCUCCAACAGCACAUCAAACAUCAGAACUGAUCAGACCGUCCUGAGAUGACUUGAAAUCUCUUUCUGCUGUAAUGAUGUUAUAGUACAAUUUUCUGUGAAAACAGACUGUAAUAAUUGUUCACAAAUAUACUGUGAAUUCAUUUCUCUUCAAUCUAGGCUUAAAAAGGACAACGUUUACCUACAAUACGUCUCUUAAUUAUCAAAGCAUGGUACUUUUUAUUUGUUUCAAGAACUGUGGACCAAAUAUUCCGUAUUUAAGAGGGUUUCUAAUGCCCGUAUGCACAAUCCUGUUAGUGUGAUUGGAAAGCAUGUUUGUUUGCUUCGUCUCAAGGACCUUUCUGAUUGUGUGUGUCUACUGUAAAGCAAUGUUAUUCAUGUUGUGAAACACCCAAGGCCAUGAAUUCCUAUUUUAUUUAUUCAGGACGAUGAAGAAUUUCCAUGCUUUAAAUGAAAAGUGUUCUGCAAUCUAAAAAGCAUCGCUCGUAAAACAUCCACAAUGAGGCUGGGACAUCAUUUUAAGUGCUUAUGUAAUCAUUGCAAGCUAAAAUCAAAUAUUGUUCGACCUCUCACACAUUUAACAGGAAGAUACUUUGAGAGAUCAGACUUGUUUAGUCUUUUCAGAAAAGCACAAAUCAACCUGUCAACAUUUGUACCACAUUAAGAAUGUUUCGUUUAAAGGAAUGUGUCUGUCUAUGAGAGUGCAUUGCUAACAGGCCUAGCGAGGUUUCGUGAAAAUGCUAUACCUCAGACGUGUGGUGGAAAAAAAAGCACUGUUUUAUAUGCCUAGGUUUACUUUCCAUUAACUAAUUUUGUAUUGUAGAAGCAUAUUUAUUGAAAAGACGGCUUUUUUCAGGAUUGUUUUUGUAUUUAUAAAUUUUUUUUGCUUUUAAUCUCUACUGUUUCUAUUUAGUGUACUUGACGGUUAAUGAAGGCAACUGUGCAUAUUGGUCUUUCACUGGAUUGUCUCAAAUGAUGCUGGGAAAUUCAGUGUAAAGUAACACAGUGCAAAAGCUCAUAUCUCAUGUUUUCAUCACUGCUGUUGUAACAAUAAAAACAAUAUUGCUAAAUAAAA
This is a messenger RNA of Danio aesculapii, 2917 nucleotides long. It is a transcript of the gene flvcr1, whose product is annotated as FLVCR heme transporter 1. Gene Ontology annotation, cellular component: mitochondrion; membrane. The record is from RefSeq and is a predicted model, not a curated record. The transcript has 10 exons. Lineage: Eukaryota; Metazoa; Chordata; Actinopteri; Cypriniformes; Danionidae. Gene Ontology annotation, biological process: mitochondrial transport; erythrocyte differentiation; heme export. The coding region runs from base 257 to 1834 and encodes 525 amino acids. Gene Ontology annotation, molecular function: heme transmembrane transporter activity; heme binding.